GUCCUCGGAGAUUCAACGGCACGUCAGCGCUGAUCCGGGAGCAACCUUUUGGCUUGUCUUUCCUAUCCGCCUGGUUCGGACGAUCGCGUCCGACCUCAUCCAAGGCAGAAGGCUGUGGACGAACAACUGUCGUGUUCAACUCCACACAGCUCCGGAGCUGUUGCCGCAUGCGUUAUGGAAAGGCUGAGCGUCCGGAAAUAGUGACCACUGGGUAAUUAGCCAUGGGCAUUCGAAAUCGAAACCCCUCCCCCCACCUUUUUUUCCUUCCCCAGAGUGCGAAGCCAGCACCUGACCGCUGGACGACGUUGAUCUUUGUUCCGAAAUGCCCUCUCGGGACCUCGGACAUCGAUCGGAUGUUCCGAAUGUCCCGAUGUCCGGACCGUGGCGGACAGAUCGGCUAGUAUCUGGAAAGAAAGAUGAUGAGAUGCUAGACUGUGCGAAUCCGGCGCAAAUACUGUAUGAGAUGAAGUAUAACGUACUGUUUCCUAUUUGGGCGUCCUAUGUACAAGUGAAUGGCAGAAACCCGCCUGGGCAGGAACGAAAGGACACGAGUGAUGCCGACGACACUGUCACCACAUUGGACACGUUCAAAAGUAGCCUCAGCCGGGAUAGGAAAUUAGCGCCGGGUUCAGAUGGCUCACAGCCUAUGGACGCCACGACGCACUGCCGGCCGAGAUCCAAGUGCCGAAGGUUGAUGCGCAUUUACCUCUUUUUGGUGGUGAUCGUCACCAAAAAGGUAGAUAAGGUUGGGAAACGUGCCAGACAGAUGUUUACCCGCCCGUUGGGGCACUUCCGCCUCGUCCCUUAA
Sodiomyces alkalinus F11 is the source of this 808-nucleotide messenger RNA. RefSeq lists its product as hypothetical. The record is from RefSeq and is a predicted model, not a curated record. NCBI's taxonomy places the organism in Eukaryota, Fungi, Ascomycota, Sordariomycetes, Glomerellales, Plectosphaerellaceae. The transcript has 9 exons. Bases 323 to 808 code for a protein of 161 amino acids.